This is a messenger RNA of Bombus pyrosoma, 2679 nucleotides long. RefSeq names its product plasminogen activator inhibitor 1 RNA-binding protein-like. Gene Ontology annotation, molecular function: RNA binding. The coding region runs from base 135 to 1382 and encodes 415 amino acids. NCBI's taxonomy places the organism in Eukaryota, Metazoa, Arthropoda, Insecta, Hymenoptera, Apidae. The record is from RefSeq and is a predicted model, not a curated record. The transcript has 6 exons. Gene Ontology annotation, cellular component: nucleus; cytoplasm.
UGAGCACAGACCUCGUGGAGAACUACUCUCCGACCCAGCCAUAUUGAAAUAUUGGAUGUCUCUGUUACACAAGGGCUCAAGAGUAGCCGUGAAACUUUCGCGUGAUCCUCGACGAAUAGAGGAUAAAAGACAUCAUGGAAAAUAUGUACAGCAUUGCCGUUACCAACAAGUUCUCGUUAGCGUUGGGUGAUGACGAAGAUCCACACGAGAAGCUCCGAGAAGAGGAACUAAAGAAGGAAGCUAGGAAAAAGGAGAAGCUUUCGGAGAAGGAGAAUAAGAGUAAGCAGCCGGACGCACAGAAAGCAACCGGUAAUAAAACUCAAAAAAAUCGCGUGAUCAAGGAUUCCCAGCAACAACCAUCUAAGGUCCAAGAUUUGAAGAAAAAUCAAGUUGGCGAUAAAAAGCCACCGCAAUCAAGAACUGGUGGUGGAGAUCGUAAUGUCAAAUUCUCUGGAGAAAGUAGAGAAGAACGGAACAAUAGGCGUAAUCGUGAGGAUGGUGAAAGAACGCCUCGUGGUCAGGGAGAACUAAGACGAGGCCCUCCCAGUGAGGGACGUGAAACUCGAGAGUUCCGGAACUCUAACGAUAAUCAACGUGGAGAAUAUGGAGAGCGUAGGGGUCGUGGUGGAAUGCGCGGAAUGGUGCGUGGACGUGGUGGACCACGCGGCCGUGGAGGAUAUGAUUAUCGUGGAAAACGUGAAUUUGAUCGUCAGUCUGGUUCUGAUAAAACUGGAGUUAAACCAGUGGACAAAAAGGAUGGUGCUGGUAGCCAUAACUGGGGUACCCACAAUGAUGAGAUUGAAGAGAGUUUGAAUCAAGAAAAUCAAGAUUGGACUAAUGAAAAACCUGAUGGAGAUGCCAAUCAAACGACCAUAGAAGCAAAAGAAGGAGAGGUAACUGCGGAAGCGGUGGAAGAAAAGCCUGCUGAGGAAGAAUCGCGCGAAUUGACUUUGGAUGAAUGGAAAGCUUUACGUAAUAACAGAGUGAAGCCUCAAUACAAUUUACGUAAAGCUGGAGAAGGUGAAGAUUUGACUCGCUGGAAGAAAAUGUAUGCGUUGGAAAGGAAGAAGGAGGGAGCUGAUGAAGAGGAAGAAGAAGAAGAAGAAUAUGAUGCUGCUGCGGAAUAUCCGCAACGUGUUGGAAGACAAAAACGGCUGUUAGGUAUUGAGAUACAAUUUUGUGAUUCUCGACGUGGUUCUGGUGGACGUGGUCGAGGACGAGGUCGUGGAGAACGUGCAAAUGGUCGUGGAUUUGGUAAUCGUGGUGCUCCUAGAGAUGGAGACUCACGUGGUCCUGCUUCACAAUCUGAACAGAGGUCGCCUCGAGGACGUCAAAAUGCUCCUAAAGUAGAUGAUGAAAAUGAUUUCCCCUCAUUGGGAUAGGUGGUUUCACUUGUCGUCUACGAUACAAUAUCCCACCAUUAUCACCAGCAUCAGUACUACUACCACAGAUAAAAUUACCACUAAUACUAAAACUAUUACUAUCAACAUUUUUGCGUCAGUAAAAAGGUUAUUAAUGCAUAAUACAGUACACCCUUGCAAGCAGAUACGUAAUUUACCUAAAUAAAUCGUAGCGCUUUGAACGCGCUCUUACAUAUUGGCACAUUAAACAUACAUAUAAGAAGUCGCAUGAUAUGAAACAAUGUAGAUCACGAUCCUUUUUUGUACUUGUAAUAACUCAGUUCAUCCGUAACUAGUUCCUAAAUUCUAGUUUACGGAUGAGCGGUAUUAAGAACGAGGCUGGAUAUUCAUGGACUUGUUGAAUAAUUAUAAAACUUGAAUACUAGACAAAGAAUAUGGCUGAAAGACUAAGCGGACCAGCAGGAGUAUAAAUAUCAAAAACAUUUUACACAAUGUAGUUCGACGCUGCUUAAAUCUGAGUGAAACACACAGUUCCGAAUAGAAAUAAAAAAAAAAUCCACCUGUAUGCCAGGAGGUGAGACAGUUUAGCCUAGAUUUUAAUUUUGACGUUGUCGUAUAUAAAAGGCCUAAGGAGGCUGGCCAUAGCACCGACUCUUAUAAACUCAUGUAUAAUAACUUGUUAGGUGGUAAAUUUUAAACAUUCUUUCUGUUUUAUAAUUUUUAUAUGGUGUUUGAGGAAGCCUUUCUUGUAAUUGACAAGUUGUUACUUGUCGUGCAUAAAACAUAUAAGACUUUAAAAAAAAAAGUGUGUAUUUGUAUCUAAGAAAACAUCUAUGAUAUUAAAAGUGUCUAUUUAGGUAUAUACUAAGUUUGGCUUAUAUAGAAGUAUAGAGAUUUUUCCUUUCAAAAAUGUAAUCGGUCUGUAAGAAGUUAACAUUUAAGUAAAUAUUAGAGAGACACAUACAGACACAAAAUACAGAUAUACACAGCUUUACAUAUAUAUUGUAUAACGAGUUUAAGAAAAUGGUCGAUACAUACGUUCAGAGGGACAGAUAGGAUGAAUCCAGUCUUAUAUAGUUACGUUAUACGUCGAUUAUCAUGUUCUUAAUUAUGACUUACUAUAUUAGUUAUCUAUUGUAUUUGUUACAUGUAAAAUGAAGAAAUACCACAGCCAAAAAAUCCAAACCCUUUCCAUAAAUGCGAAAAGAAAAAUAAAAAAAGCGUUAUUAAGCUGUUUGAAGCUUAGUUAUAUGUGUAAAUAACAUAUUUACAAUAAUAAAUUGUGACACAUGAGUCACUUUAGACUUGACUACUUAAA